Messenger RNA from Oncorhynchus nerka (sockeye salmon), 2396 nucleotides. Its product is annotated as lysine-specific demethylase phf2-like. Gene Ontology annotation, molecular function: histone demethylase activity; transcription coregulator activity. Bases 498 to 2396 code for a protein of 632 amino acids. NCBI's taxonomy places the organism in Eukaryota, Metazoa, Chordata, Actinopteri, Salmoniformes, Salmonidae. The transcript is spliced from 14 exons. The record is from RefSeq and is a predicted model, not a curated record. Gene Ontology annotation, biological process: regulation of transcription by RNA polymerase II; protein demethylation.
UCGGUCAAUUUCUCUACCGACAAAAAAAACCGUACGAACGCUUAACGAUUUGGAACGUCCCGGGAUCCCCGCUGAAACAACUGCACCGUUGGAGAGAUUCAUUCAUCUGUGAUGCGAGCCAGCGAAGACUAAAAUUGACGGUUUUUCCACGCUGACGUAACAGAUAUUACAAUGCAACAAGAAUAGAUUUAGUCUUGGUUUCUGAGCGGUUAAAUACUACUGUACAGCGACCAGGGAGGGGGGGGGGCAGGAAAACAAUGAAGCACUUCAGGAACAUUAUCGACCUCGGCGCUACAUCAUCAACACGAUAACCACCUCAAUGCAACAUCAGUGGAUGGUGGAUUUGGGGAUUUAAUUUCAUGUCCAGCGGAACGGACUAGUUGCUGCUUGUGGAAGAUCUUCAUAUUGUAUUUUGUGGCAGGAGAGUUGCUGCUGCCCGGUGUCUCUGCUGCCCGGUGUCUCCCUCCUAUCCAAAACGUUGUUGUGAAUGAUCAAACAUGGCGACUGUACCAGUAUAUUGCAUCUGCAGAUUACCGUACGACGUUACUCAGUUUAUGAUCGAGUGUGAUGCCUGCAAGGACUGGUUUCACGGAAGCUGUGUUGGUGUGGAUGAGGACGAGGCUCCAGACAUUGACAUCUACCACUGUCCCAACUGUGAGAAGACAGAUGGAAAAUCCACCAUGAAAAACAAGAAAAGAAAUAAACACGACACGGGACAGAGAGGAGACGUCAAAGCUGUUCAGAACGGCAGUCAGGUGUUCAUCAAGGAGCUACGCAGUCGCACCUUCCCCAGCUCUGAGGACAUUGUGGUGAAGCUGAACGGCAGUCAGCUGACGAUGGACUACCUGGAAGAGGUUGGUUUUAACGAGCCGAUCCUGGUUCUGAAGAAGGACGGUCUGGGGAUGUCCAUGCCCUCUCCUACCUUCUACAUCAAUGAUGUGGAGAACCAUGUUGGGCCAGACAUCGGUGUGGAUGUGAUAGAUGUGACCAAGCAGAAAGACAGUAAAAUGAAGCUGAAGGAGUUUGUAGAUUACUACUUCAGCACCAGCAGGAAGAAAGUAUUAAAUGUUAUCAACCUGGAGUUCUCUGACACACGGAUGGACAGUAUAGUGGAGAGCCCUCAGAUUGUGCGGAGGUUGUCGUGGGUAGAGAACUACUGGCCAGACGAUGCUCUCCUGGGGAAACCUAAAGUCACUAAGUACUGUCUGAUCGGUGUUAAAGACAGCUACACUGACUUCCACAUCGAGUGUGGAGGGGCCUCCGUAUGGUACCACGUACUCAAGGGAGAGAAGAUCUUCUUCCUGAUCAAGCCCACGUCAGCCAACCUAUCGUUGUACGAGCGCUGGAGGUCCUCAGCCAAUCACACAGAGAUGUUCUUCGCCGACCAGGUGGACAAGUGUUACAAGUGUACUCUGAAGCAGGGACAGACCCUAUUCAUACCAUCAGGUUGGAUCAAUGCAGUUCUGACUCCAGUGGACACGCUGGCCUUUUCCGGACACUUUGUCCACAACCUGAGUGUUGAGAUGCAGAUGAGAGCGUACGAGGUGGAGAAGCGUCUCAAGGUGAAUUGUCUAACUCCGUUCCCCAACUUUGAGACUGCCUGCUGGUACGUGGGCCGACACCUGCUGGAGAGAUUUAAAGGUCUACACAAGGCCAACAGACAGCCAGCUGGCUACCUGAUCCAUGGAGCUAAGAUCAUCAACGGCGCUUUCAGGACCUGGACUAAGAAACAGGCUCUGUUAGAACACGAGGAUGAACUUCCAGAAAACAUGAAGCCCACUCAGCUCAUCAAGGACCUGGCCAAGGAGAUCAGGAUCUCAGAGCACCUCCACCAGCCGAAGCUAAGCAGUAACAUUAACAUGAGGCUUUAUCUGGAUGUGGUUCGUCAGGACCUCCACCAGCCGAAGCUAAGCAGUAACAUUAACAUGAUGCUUUAUCUGGACGUGGUUCGUCAGGACCUCCACCAGCCGAAGCUAAGCAGUAACAUUAACAUGAUGCUUUAUCUGGAUGUGCACCUCCACCAGCCGAAGCUAAGCAGUAACAUUAACAUGAGGCUUUAUCUGGAUGUGGUUCGUCAGGACCUCCACCAGCCGAAGCUAAGCAGUAACAUUAACAUCAUGCUUUAUCUGGACGUGGUUCGUCAGGACCUCCACCAGCCGAAGCUAAGCAGGGAGGAGAGUGUGAGCGUCCUCGUCUCCUGUCUGACGGGACGAGCCCUGGAGUGGGCUAACGCAGUGUGGAAUGGCCCAGACUCGGCGAGGGAUCACUACCUCGAGUUGCAGGUGAACGGCUGUUCCGGCCCUGGAGUUCCGGACCAUGGCCGCAGGAGCGGGGUGGAACGACAGGGCUUUAAUAGACCACUAGUAGCCUCAGAGAGGACGUCCGCAGGCAGCUAG